AUGAUCUAAAUUUUUCUUAGGUAUUUUAAGAACUUAAGAAUGAAAUACCAAGUGUUGAUAAUAAUUUUACCAAUACUCAUUUUAACAAUGUUAUUGGUUGGAUUAACUAACUAUUUGUAAUCUACUGUAAUUUUUAAUUUACUUGGAAACUAAUCAAACCAAUUAUUGAUGAAUUAAGAAUAUAAAGCACUUUCCCAAAUAUCUAUAGAAUUACAAACUUAUAUUAAAAAUAAACACAAAUUUUGUAAAUUGAUUCUAUUAAGCAUUUUAGAUAUAUCCAGAUUGAAGCACUUAAAUUCAAUAUUCAAUUUUAUUUAGUUAAAUUUGGGAAGUUUUUAAUACAUGAAUAAUUUAAAAAAUUGUAUAAAACUAGAAGACAUAGCAAAUAAUUUUAUAGAGUAUGAUGCACCAUAAUUUUGUUAUGUUGCCUGUGGAUCAGAAGAUAAAAUAACAUUACCUUAAUAAAAUCAAAUGAUAAAUAUCUUUAAUCAAACAACCUAAAUAAUAAAUUAAUUUACUAUAGCUUUGGAUGCCACUGAAAAUUCAUUAAUUUCUAUAGUGGAUUUUACAGAUACAGUUUAUUUUGCUGCCUAUCCUCAUAUGUUUUUAUCACUUAAUUAUAAUCCUCUUACAAGACCUUGGUAAUUGUUUAUUAUUAAAUAAGGUAUAUUAAUCAUAUGGAUGGAUUAAAGACUUAACCUGAAUAACAUUAUUAUUUCUCCCCUAUAUUUAAGAAUUAUGCCAAAAAUAUAUAUUAAAUGUCAAUCACUCAUUCAAUUUCUGGGAAUUCUUCUUCAAAUAUUGGUAUUCUAACUUAAAAUGUUGAAUUAAAUGAUACAAAUAUUAGAGACACUCCUUAUAAUAUUAUAGUAUCUAAUGAGAAUGGUGAGGUAGUCCUUUAAGGUAUAGAAUCUAUAUAAAAUUUGGUAUAUUGAUAGCAUUUAAAUUUUAGAUCUAUAUUAAAGAUUAUAUUUUAUUUAUUAAUGAUACAAAUUAAACUGGUUUCAAUGAUACUGAUUGGUAAUAAAUGAAAAGAGUCGCUUAAGGAGAGGCAAUUCAAAAUUAAUGUAAUGAAUUCAAUACUAAUGCAUUCUGUUUAUACAAUAAAUACUUUAAAAGAUUUGUAAUAGUCAAUGCAACUAUAAUUAAGGAAGGAAGUUUCUAUUUAAUAAUGUAAAUGUUACAAUUUUUAAUUUAUUAGAUAUUCCAAUAUAACUUCCCAAAUCAUUUUAAAUUAAUAGUUAGCUACUAUAAAUCUUAAUUUAUAAGUGUAGUUAUAAUUUAGUUUAUAUGUACUUUUAUUUUCAGGUAUAAUAUUAUUGUUAUUGGCUAUUUUAAUCAUUCAUUAAAUGUUUCUACCUUUAAAAGAUUUUAUGAGAACUCUAUUUUUUUAUAUUAAAUCAAGAGGAAAUAAUAUUAAUAGAGAAAUUUUUUAAUUGUUAAAUACAUAAAAGAGGAAAAGAAAAAAUAAUACAUUUUCAGACUUAAUGAGACAAUUUUUAAAAUUUGAAGCCAAACUAAAUCUUAGUCAAUAAAAUAAAAAUAAAGAAUGUCGAUAUUUUGAAUAAAUCUAAUAUUAAAUUUAAUCUAAAAGUGAACUUAUAAAUCCUUUAGAUCUUAAUUUAAAUAAUAUCUCAAAUGAUUGCUAGAUUAAAAAUAUAUUUGAUUUAUAAAAACUUAAAAUAUUUAAUUUCUGA
This is a messenger RNA of Paramecium primaurelia, 1697 nucleotides long. Lineage: Eukaryota; Ciliophora; Oligohymenophorea; Peniculida; Parameciidae. The record is from the annotation of a GenBank genome assembly.